Messenger RNA from Epinephelus fuscoguttatus (brown-marbled grouper), 2456 nucleotides. RefSeq names its product lipolysis stimulated lipoprotein receptor (gene lsr). NCBI's taxonomy places the organism in Eukaryota, Metazoa, Chordata, Actinopteri, Perciformes, Serranidae. Bases 195 to 2069 code for a protein of 624 amino acids. The record is from RefSeq and is a predicted model, not a curated record. Gene Ontology annotation, biological process: establishment of blood-brain barrier; tricellular tight junction assembly. Gene Ontology annotation, cellular component: tricellular tight junction; plasma membrane. The transcript has 11 exons.
UGGCUGCGCAGCUGACUUUAGGCGUUCAGGUACUCUCUCCAGCAACGCACAGACACAAAAUGGAGCUGAAACUACCUGGCUGAGGAAAAGUACAGUUGCGCUCUUUAUUAUGCAUAAUACUAAGUUUUAUCUGUGUAUUUGAGGAGAUAAUAAGAAGCUGAGUCGACUGAGACCUCGAGGAAACGGCAUUAAAAAUGUUUUGGACGUUAAUUAUCGCCGCCUUGGUGGCAACAGAGUCCACCAUGGCUAUCUCGGUCCAGUGCCCCACCAAGAGGUACAUUGUCAUCCUCUUCCAGCCAGUCACCCUCAACUGUAACUACCAGACAACUGCCACCCAGCCUCCUGUUGUCACCUGGAGGUACAAAUCGUAUUGCCGGGAUCCCAUCCAGGCUGCAUUAAAUCCCAGCAGCGCAGAGAAUAUUUUAUCUCAGGGCAACCCCAACUAUGACCCCAACAUCGAGUGCGCCGACUCCCAGAGGACGGUGCGCAUAGUGGCCUCCAAGCAAGGCAAUGCUGUCACCCUCGGCACCGAAUACCAGGGUCGCAAGAUCAGCAUCCUAAACAACGCAGACCUGAAUAUAGCGCAGACGGCGUGGGGUGACAGCGGUGUCUACGUCUGCUCUGUGAUCUCUUCCCAGGACCUUUCAGGAAAUGGCGAAGACUACACAGAGCUAAUUGUACUGGAGAGAAAGUCAAAUACUACUGACCUCCUGCCUGGCAUUGACUUACUGGUUAUGGAAGACUGGCUACUGGUUGUGUUGGUGGUUUUUGGCUUCCUGUUGUUGCUGCUCCUGAUCGGUAUCUGCUGGUGCCAGUGUUGCCCACACACGUGUUGUUGCUAUAUCAGCUGCCCGUGCUGCCCCGACCGCUGCUGCUGCCCACGAGCAUUGUAUGAGGCAGGAAAAGCAGUGAAGAAAGGUGGUGUGCCAAUGAGUCAAUAUGCUCCCACCCUUUAUGCUCCCAGUAUGUAUGCUCAGCCAGCAUACGGUGGCUCAAUGAACCAGCCUGCUAUGCCUCUGCUUCCUCUACCCAAUGGAGCUGGACCCCCACCUCCCCAUAAUGGUUACAGUCGUGAUUAUGAUGGCGCCAGCUCUGUUGGUCAGGGCUCCCAGGUGCCUCUGCUGCAUGACCAAGACGGUGGAGGGGACCACACUCGCAGUGGGUAUCGUAUCCAGGUGGACCCUGCUGGGAACGCCACGCGUGCCAUUUACUAUAUGGAGAGGGAGCUGGCCAACAUGGACCCAUCCAGACCUGGCAACUACAACCGCUUGGAUAAUAUGACUGAAGUCAGCUCCCUGCAUGAUAGCAUGGAUGCUCGAAGCCGCGGUGGUCGUUCUCAGCCGCCACCUCUGGCCACGGUCUAUGACAGAGAUGAAGCCAUGAGCACCAUCAGCAGUGUUUCCCAGCAAGGCCGCCGCCGUGAUGACUACCCGCGUCGUGAUGGAGGGUACAUGGGGGAUCGUGUACGUGCCCGCUCCAUGGACAACCUUGACGACAUCGGACGGCGCUACGGCCGAGAUGACUCACCUUACCGGCGCCCAGACGAGCCCAGAGGCAGGAGAGGCUCUGAUGAUGGGUGGAGCAGUAGCGCCCGCAGCGGUAACAACCGCGACUUUGACGACCGCAGGCGCCGUGACUACUCCCCUGAUGAUCGUCGGAGAGGAGAUGGAGGGCGCUAUGGUGGCCUUCAGGGGAGACGCAGCCGCAGCCGUGAUGAUCUGAUGGACCUGGAGAGGGAUCGCCGGGCUGGUGGCAAUGCCAGGGGCAGGCGAGAUGAUUAUGAUGACAGCUUCCUGCGAGAAGCCAUGGAGAGGAAGAAGAUGGGCGAGCAGCAGAGGGCGCGCAGCCGGGAGCGGCUGGACAGCGAGAGCGACCGCUCAGAUCGGGGGAGGGUGCCACGUGGGCCCCCACCACUUCCCCAGAUCCCACCAUCUGGACAUCCCGGUCGCCAUGAUGGCUACCCACCUCCUCCACCUCCACCGUACAGUGAAGAUGAAAGUGUGUCAUCUUCAAAGAAAGGCAACCUUCGCAAGAACGGAGCUGUGAGUCGGGAGAGCCUAGUGGUGUAAAACCAGCCAUGACGUGAGCAACAUGUCCAACAGUGCAGCUCUGGACCAGAUGAUUUCUAAGACUGUAAAUAUUAGUCACACCGAUAACUGGCAGUGCUGAUUUUUAUACUUCUUAAUUUACAGUAAACUGACCAUGAAUUGAUACUGAAUCUUUUUGUAUACUUUUCUAAACAGGGAUGUCAUGCACCUUUCCAUGUAUAAAACAUUGUGGCUGCCACAAGUGCCUUAGCAUGUACAGAAUCCUGCUUAUAGAUGUGAAAGUCAAGGUGAUAAAUAAUUCUCUGUGAAGGUGUUAAAAUCUUGAUGAGUAAACAUGGUCCAAUUGGUUUUAAUGUUUUGUUUGUUUGUUUGUUUUUUUACUUUUAUGUAGUUUCAGUUAGCUGAUAC